Molecule: messenger RNA, 1091 nt
Organism: Coccinella septempunctata (seven-spotted ladybird)
Lineage: Eukaryota; Metazoa; Arthropoda; Insecta; Coleoptera; Coccinellidae
Exons: 2
Coding region: 292-879 (195 amino acids)
Source: RefSeq, a predicted model, not a curated record
AUGGUUAUCUGUUUAUCCGCUCCCCAUAUUGACGCGAUAAAAUCGUAUUCGAGGUGUGAAUUAAAUUGAAUUAAAUUAAAUGCUAAUUGGUAUAGUUAUUUGUGAUUCAAAAUAUUCAUACUACAUCAGAUAACAAUAAAAUUGGCAACUUGUGACAAAAGACAUAUAAAACUAGUGAACUUUAACGAGAAAAAGGACUCAAAAAGUGUCCCUUAUCAGUGCAGAUGGUCAAGAUGUUAUCAUCUCGUCAACAUUGAUUACUUACCAGUGGCGUACCGCUGAUUAGGUAAAAUGAAUCAGACCCCGACCCCAAAUGAAUCAGAAAUCGAUUCUCAUCAUGUAAUACACCCAACAAAAACACCAAAUGUUACCCCAGUGAAGACACCAAUGAAUUAUUCUCCAAGCACAACUGCCCCAACAACUAAAACCAGUGCUCACUUCCAUCGAAUGUCAUCAACAAGUGACGAGGAUUUCCACGGAUUCGAAAGCAAUGCAACAGGCAAUAACGAAUGGCAAAUAGUGAAAACAACAAACACAAAAAGAAGAAAAAUAAACGCAAGCACUACAACCCCCAUCGAAAUUCGGAAUACAUUUAAUGCUCUGAGUAGGACGAACGAGGAUACCCAACCAAACAACAGCCCAAGUAAAAUCCCUAAACCACCCCCGAUAUACAUCUAUGGGGUUGUGGAUUAUGCAGUGAUGGCAAGAAAAUUAAAAGCUGUUGUAAAAGAUGAAGAAUACACCACCAAAUGCUUAGCAGACAACACAAUCAAAGUAAACAGCACUACACCAGAAUCCUACAGAAAACUCGUAAAGUUUAUGCGUGACAGUGAUAUAAUUCACCACACCAACCCAAAGAAGAUCGUGCAUAUAGAGUAGUGAUCAAACACAUGCAUUACACAACAGACAUCAAUAUAAUUAGGCAAGAUCUGGAAAAUUACGGACAUAAAAUUUAGAACCCUCUGAAAAUAACAAAGAUGUGUACAAACUGAAUUACCUCCAAAACAGAGCGGUACAAAUCGAACCACCAAUAAAAACAAGAGGAAUCACACAAUGUACAAGGUGCCAGCAAUAUGGACACUCUAAAACAU